Molecule: messenger RNA, 573 nt
Organism: Parnassius apollo (apollo)
Lineage: Eukaryota; Metazoa; Arthropoda; Insecta; Lepidoptera; Papilionidae
Source: the annotation of a GenBank genome assembly
AUGUUUUGCGAGAUACCGAAAUUGUUGCGGUGCUGCAUAUGCCUUCCACUACGAAAAGGUGUCCUGAUAUUCGGAUAUAUAAAUAUUAUAAUUUCGGCGUUUAUGGUUGGGGUGUACAGUUACUCUGUUCACCAUGAGAUUGGUCUCAAAAUGGUGUACCACGGUACGAAAAGCAAGCUGGAAGAUGCAGUGUGCGUUGGCAUUUAUUGCGUAGAGAUCGUGAUGAACAUGUUGCUGGUUUACGGAGCCCAUGUGAGAAAUUUAUUAUUUUUAAAAUCUUUCUACUUUUACGCAAUAGCAACUACGCUUAUGACAUUAAUUCUGGAAAUUAUUACUUUAGCGAGUUCUCGCUACUUUGGAUUUAUGGUUAUGGGAGAAAUACUAGCUGUGUACAUAACUGGGCAAUGUAUACACGUUUACCUGAUAAUCGUGGUGAGGAGUUUGCUGAUUAAGUUGGAAAUGUCAGACUCCCAUUCAUAUGAGAAUCAGCUUCAACAAAUCGUCAGUGGUGAACUGAAGGUUGAAAGUAAUGCAGUGUACCCAAGCACAGUGGUAUCUAACAAUGAUGCGUAG